Messenger RNA from Coregonus sp. 'balchen', 18497 nucleotides. The record is from the annotation of a GenBank genome assembly. Lineage: Eukaryota; Metazoa; Chordata; Actinopteri; Salmoniformes; Salmonidae.
UUUGACCAGAGCCCUACCAUGGACAAAAGUAGCUAGUGCAUACUGGGAAUAGUGUCAUUUGGGAGUGCACCUUUUUACUUUACUACGGAACGAGGUUCUGCUGUGACUCAUUUUUAUAACAUGGAACUGAAGUCCAUUUUUACUGUAGGGACGAGGUAAUGAUGCGUUAUACGGACAAACAUGUGACUCCUCUGUAUGACUUCUCUAACUUUUAUACCUCCUAUAGGCUAAUUGUAGCAAGAGUUAUCUUGUCUUUUGUAUUUCUGUUACACCAGUCGUGUUUGCACUUGUCUGCUGUCGCAAAAGCGACUCAACAACGAUAUGUCAACAUGGGGACAACGGAUCCGAACAUUCGUUACCGUGGAGCCGGUAAUCUUUUUCUACAUGACCAGCACGUUUAUCGUGACACCCGCUUAUCAACAGCUGGUCAUCGCAAAGGUACAGUGGGCCAACGAUCCGCUUGCGGCAUUAUCAAACACACCUGUUUACUUACACAUGUUUGCUUAUUAGGCUAUUCAUUAAACUAUCAGAACUACGGUUGCUAUUUUCAGUAGCAUAGGCUAUACUGUAUUUUUGUUGCUUAUACAUGUUCAAUUAGACCAACCUUUCGACCAAUAUUAAGUGAAACAGUCCUGUCCUUUCCAGUGACAUAUGAAAAGUAAAACUCUAAAUCAAUCAACCUGACAUUCGAUAUGAUAUACCUAAAUUCAGAGUAGAGUGUAUACAAUUUGGGCACAGUUGUUUUUUAUUUUUAUUUUCUCAAUGGAGCUCAAAGCAAAUGUAAAGCUCAGACAUAGGACCGAUAUAGGCUACUGUAUGCUUGUGGAAUACAUAGUGCAUACAGAUGUAAAUAUCUGAUUCUCACAGCUCCCUGCCUUUUUAUUAAUAUACAGUCUAUACCCCCUCCUCUCUCUCCUACCUCUGCCGAACUCAAUUCAAUAUCCAUGUAAGGUGAGGCAGCAUAUGCACAUAAAAAUAGAAUACAAUACAGAGUUCAACAUUCGAAAAACAUCUAUGUACAUAAAACUCAGUAGGCAACGUGUCUCUUGCAGCGAGGGCCAACAUUUCUCUGUGUCAUUUUGCUCUGUUUUUAUGGUUGAUAUUGUCCAGAUGUAUUUAAUUAUUUCAUAGGGUCAGACUGACAUCUCAUCUGUCUGUUUGGGCUCAUUAAUGCUGCAGCACUUUCCAUGUUGCAGUAGCAUGCAAAGCAGAUUUAAAUGGUUCCCCAAGAGUAGGUUCAGCUCUGUGGGUUCGAUUUUAUCCACGAAAUUGAUGUAGACAGGGAAGCAGAAGUAUGGUUUGCAUUAAACGUGUUCUUGAGUCUGUGCAAUGGGAACUGUGGGAUCGACUAAGGCCAUUUUACAUGCCUCAAGACUGUGUAAGUCUUUUGAGCUUAAGCCUAGUCAUUAGCUCUGGGAGUCAUUAUGAAAUGACAUUAUGAAAAUAUUUUAUUAUAUCAAUAGUCCCUAACAUGAGUACCUAAUAAAUUAGGGAACAAUUUCUGUAUCCAGAUUAAGGCUAUUCCUGGACAAAAAAAAUUAUUCUCUAUUGUGCACGCUUUCUAUUCCAGGACUAGGCUUCAUCUUGGUCUGGAACCAGACCCUUAAAGUCUCUGUUCCUCUGUCAAGGUGUGCUAUGAGCUGUUUCAAGACUCUUACAUCUGCAGCAGCCCAGCGCACCACAAGGAUGAGGAGGAGCUGAUCGAGGGUCGUUCCUCCUACAUCCUCCUGCUCUACACAUGUGUGACCAGCCUACUGUCCAUCCCUACAGCCAUGCUGCUAGGCUCCUGGUCCGACCGCUCCAGCCGCAAGGCCGUCAUGCUGCUGCCUUGCCUUAUGUCUCUGGUCAGUGGUGGUGUGUUCAUAGCCAUGUCUCUGCUGGAGGACAUGAGUGUGUACUGGUCGCUAGCUUCCGCAGGGGUAACGGGCCUCUCUGGAGGAUACGUCUCAGUGUUCCUUAGCUCGUUUAGUUACUUAGCAGAUGUCACAGCCGGGUUGGGGAGUAACCGUACUCUGCGUAUGGCGGCGGCAGAGUCGAUGAUCUUCGUAGGAGGGACGGUGGGGUUCUUGUUAGUGGGUUUCUUGAUACAGGAGUUUGGGCUGACCUCUGCAUUUGUGGCAUACUGCUCCUGCCAUGUUCUCUCAGUGUUCUAUAUUCUGCUUUGGUUACGGGAUCCUGAACGCUCAGUCCCACCUCCACCCUCAGGGGAAGAUGGAGAUGGAGACGGACUGCCAUGUGAAGCUGGUGAUACUGACACUGAACCAUCAUCCAACCUGUUGUGCCUGUCUGAUGUCAAGAGGUCCUUCAGAGCCAUGUUCAGGAGGAGGCCAGGACAGCAGAGGCAGAAACUCCACCUCCUUAUAGUCUGCACAUUCAUCAACAACCUGGUAGCUGUAGGUGAGUAAACUCCAUCUGUUGUUUGAUCGUUAUUGUCUCAUCACAGCUGUUCAACUGAGAGUUUUCAAAUGAGCUGUUAAUGCCAUUGUUUUCCUAUUUGAAACAUACAGUAUGAUAGGCCUUCACAGUAUAAGCAAUACAGCAUCUGUGCACUCAACAAUGUUGAAUGUGGUUAAAGAGCUCAGAAUCCAGAUCUGAGAGGUGAUGCUUUCCCAUUUAGUCUGUGUCGGCUCGGCUGCUCCGCACGGUGCCACAGGGGCUCUCAGAAUGCACUGCUGUCUUUUGUUGGGCUGACUCUGAGGCAGGCAGCCCCAUCGAUUCGAAGGAGGAGAUGUAUUAUGUGCGUAGUCUAUGGGGGAUGUCUGAGUGUUGCUUAUUGCCCUGAGAGAUUUCAAUGGAGCUGUCACAUUGCUUUCUUAUUUCAAACCUACAGUAUGGUAGGCCUUUACAGUAUAAGCAAUACAGCAUCUGUGCACUCACUGUCACCAAGAUACAAUGUUGAAUGUGGUUCAGUGUUUACAUUCCCUGUCUCAUGUCAUGUAAUAUCUUCCGUUGAAUACUGGAAUAUGUAAGCCUACUUCCUGCAUGUUGGAUAAUGUUUCUUAAACACAAUUGAGCACCUCAAUGUAACUGUAUAGUUUGUCAUCCAUACAUGAACACAUGUUUAUUAAAUUAAUGUACAGUUAUGGUACACUACAUAAUAAACCCAAUACAUUUUUUAAAUGCCCAAGGCUGUCAGUUAUAUAGUUACCAUUAUAGUAAUUCAUACUUGGUUAUGAAUACAUUACGAAUGUACUUCAGAACGCAUGUCCAUACAUUCAAGAGGCCAUGUGGUCAAGCAAGGUCAUAUGCGAUAGAACCCUAAACAGUGAAUAAAAUUGUCAGUAUCUCAAAUGUCUUAUAGAAUCAUUCCUAGCAAUUACUUUAUGAAAUGGAAAAUGAGAUCUACCAUUUCAGUGACAGUCUGUAUUUACAGAAGUAUGUGAUUGCCCUGUACACCUACUCAUAAAAAUAUCCAGUGAAAGACAGUCAUGAAAAUCUAUGGUUCAUGUAAACUGCAUUACAACUCUAUAUGAACCUUUGCUCUAUAUCCUAAACUCGCUCUAAACACUAAUUACCUUGGCAAUCAUUCAUUGUGUGUGUGUGUUUCCUCCCUCCAGGAGAGCAGGCUAUCUCCUUGCUCUAUUUGAUGUACGAGCCCAGGGAGUUCACAACUGAACUGUAUGGCGUGUUCAAAUCUGCCCAGAUGCUGCUGUUGGUAAGUGGCUCUACUUCAUCAGAAAGGUCAUGAUUGUGAUUUAGAUGCUCCAAAAUGCAAACAUCAAUAGAUUUUCCGAGCAACUAAAGACUCAAAUCACUGAGAAAUGCAUUGAUAAUUCUACUGUAAUAAGACAAUAAUAUGUAAAGAUUUGGCUGAUAUGGUGCAAAAAGUAUUUAAGUCUGAUCUACAUAACUAGAGGUCCAGCUCUGUACUAUACAUUUCAAGUGGAAGCUACAUUUGUUUGCCUUACCACUUGCAGCUAUGGGUUUAUUUGUUCAGCUGAUGCACUCAUAAAACUACAUCUAACUGAAAAAAUGAUGAUCCCAUGGCCUUUGGCUUUAUAUGGUCCUAGAGUACUGCCUCUGGUCAUUGCAUAAUGUUGUCAAAACAUUUGGACGACUCAGAUCACAUAAUUACUGUUCCAGUCCCCACACAUUUACAAUGACACAUUAUUCUUACCAUUCACCUUGGUUUAGAAAUCCAAAAUCAACACAUAACAGCAAAAUAGAAACAAAAAUAGUUUAAAUAUAACAAAUGCAUUGCAUCGCUGAAACCACACAAAAAACAAUGUACUUACACUUUACAAGACCUUUACCCAUCUGAACCCAUAGCAACCAUAGUUUUAAUAUGUUCACAGCAGUUACAACUGAGAUGCUGUAUGUAUGUAUUUUCUCCAUCUGUCAAGGGACCCUUUGGGUGUGUGUGUGUGGGGGGGCACGCACAUGAGUGUGUCUCUUCGUCCUUCGUGAUCUCAUGAAUGAGUCUGGGUCGAUGUCUUGUCUUGGUGUGACACUUAAACAAAGACUGCUUGUUAAAGAGCUCAGAAUCCAGAUCGGAGAGGUGAUGCUUUCCCAUUUAGUCUGUGUCGGCUCGGCUGCUCCGCACGGUGCCACAGGGGCUCUCAGAAUGCUCUGCUGCCUUUUGUUGGGCUGACUCUGAGGCAGGCAGCCCAAUCGAUUCGGAGGAGGAGAUGUAUUAUGUGCGUAGUCUAUGGGGGAUGUCUGAGUGUUGCUUAUUGCCUUCUGCUACAAACACACAACACUUUAAUUACCAACUGAUGAAAGACUUCAGAAGGGGGAAAAAACUACAGGUUUUUUUUUUAGCUCUCAGGAUUCAAACAGUGAAAGGUGAAAAAAGAGGGCGAGCUAGGGCAGAGGAGAGAAUGAGCAACUUGUAGCCUAAGCCUUGGCUAUACUAACAAAGGUAAUCCAUCCCCAAUAUUCAUGUUAGUUAUUAACAUAAUAGAAUAUCAAAAGGUUAUGCAAUGGCAUUUAAAAAAAGUAUUACUCCUCAGUAGAAACAACCUUAGCAGGUCUGGGAGGGCAGCAGGGGUGAGUUCACCGCUCCUCUCCUUGAGGUAGCUUUUAAUAAUUGGUUCAAAGGUUGAGAAUGAGAUUAACUUUUAAUUAGGGCAGAGCAGAGUUCCCUAAGAAUGAUUAAACACCACAAACACCACAAGCUCUAAUGAGUUGAUUAAAGUAAAAACAUAGAUAGCUGACCUUCUCAGGGAAAUGUUUAUGCAUUCCUGUUAUGUUUCCUAGUGCAGAUUUGAGACGGCUGAUGAGGGAAGGGGGCGGAGGGGGGAUGAGGACACUGGCAACUUGUCACCCUGAGCUGGACGGGAUAAUUAAAUCAAAUCUGUCAGCUUUUAGACAAAGGGGGCAAAUGAGUCACAUUACACACAGGCACACUGACAGGCAUAAACAGACACACACACUCAGGCGUGAAGUGUAUGCACGCACAUAUAUAGCCUGCACACACAGGCGUGUACACACACACAUGCAUACAUAAAUAAUCCAUGUUUCUUGUUUUGACACCAUCUCAUCAUGCACAAUCUCUAAAGGUUAAUUGAUGCAGUGUUUUGGCUAACUAAGGAAUCUGAGGUUCAAAUAUAUAAUGACUCGUUGUAGGAAAAAAAGCCAAACGGCAGACUUUCCCACUACCCCAAAUUGUAUUUUUUAGGAGCUGCCAGUAAAUUGAUUGCCAAACUGUAAUUGCAGAUUGUUAAUUAUUAGGAAUUAUAUACUCUGUAUUAUCAAUUUGCUCAAGAAUGUAUCCAAUUCAUUCAACUUCCAAUCAAGCAUCAAACAUAAUUUGCAAUAAAAAGUAAAGAAUGUCUAAAGGUAUGUGAUGUUUUGUCCUAGGGGUUUACCCUGCUGGGGAUCUUCCCGCUGCUUAUGAGAGUGGUAGGAGAGAUAACUCUGGCCAAAGUGAGUGUGCUCUUCAGGACAGCAGGCUUAGUUCUAAUGGCCUUCUCCACUAACACAUGGAUGGUGUUUCUAGGUGAGGGAACCUAUGUAUGGAUUGAUGAUGUACUGAACUAAUAUGAAAUUCUGGGCCGAUUAUUCACAAAGUUUCUAAGAAUACGGAUAGAUCUGCACUCCUACUCUGAGACACUAUGAAUAAAAGCCCUGAUGUUUUCUCAAAUAGAAAAGUUGUGGUGCCCUACCCUCUUCCUGUAGAGUUACCGUCCUGUAGGCUUUUGCUCCAACCCUUAUCUAACACACCUGAUUCUAGGAAUCGGCUACUCACCAGGACCCUGAUUGGCUGUAUCAGGUGUGUUCUGGGAGGAGGGUGGCCACCCCUGGUUUCACAAUAUGCAGAGACCUUCGUAACUGAUGAAGUUAAGACUGCAAAAUUAAGAGUACAGGCUGGAUUGGAUUUUAGCCAGGAGUUGUGGUGAUGUUGACACUGCUGUGCUUUAAUUAAAAAUAGACAAAUCCUUUUGUCCUGGAGUAUGUAAAGUUGUUAUUAAAACACAGACACCUUUAAGAUAACAGUGCAUUGUGCUGGCCUAGUGGUCAGACAGGCUUUUGAGACCGAGGGAGAUGGACAGGAUGGGUAUUGAUAUCCUUAAUUAAAUAAAUUGUUGUGGAAAUUGUUAUUGUAAUCGACGUGGAGGUGGACUAAAGCAUUUUAGAGGGGAGAUGAGUGGCGUGACCACACACACAUUUUUAAGCAUUGUGUGAAUAAUCAGCUGCAACCUCACCAGAUAUCUGCAUUCUGCUCUCUUCCUCUGCCUGGGAUAAUGAGGGUUAGCACACUGGUACAUCUUUAGAGUCAUCACCUCCCUUCCCAUAGCCAGGCAGGAGUUGGUUGGUCUGACUGCAUGUUUAAAGCUGCAAUAGGUCAAAGCAAUUCUAAGAAGCGUUAGAUCUGUUCUAUGUGCACUAUUUCUAUGCUUCCCGUUCUUACGUUUCGUUUUUGCGUCUUUUACUUUCGGUUUGUACACCAGCUUCAAACAGCUGAAAAUACAAUAUUUUUGGUUAUGGAAAAUAUAUUUCACAGUGGUUUAGAUGGUACAAUGAUUCUCUACUCUAUACUUGCUUGUUUUGUCACAAACUGAAAUUAGGCAAACUAUUUGAAUUUUAGCAACCAGGAAAUGACGGCGCGAUUUCUGCAUAGUGCAACUUCAAGUAAUACACAUAAGUACACAAACAGCACACUUACACACAACAUACACUCACACACACGGUGCAAACGAACACACACACCCACACACCCACACACAUCCUCAUUUGUGAUGAGUAGGCUUUAAACUGUAUGUUCUAAUAAAGGAGAAUGCAAUGCCUUACCCUCACUUCCCCUUUAAUGUGACUGAGCUUAACAACAAAUCAACCUGUCACGAGUGUCAGUGUAAUGCGGUGGGUCGAAGUCAGGACUCGAAGAAACUUACUUUACUGAGAAAUUAGUAAAGAAUACAAUACAGAAAUCUCUCCACACAGGGAGGAACUAACCCGCUCACAAACGACACACGAAACGAAAACAACCACGCACAAAACACAUUGGGAGCCACUGGGUUAAAUAGGGAAGGCGUGAUUACAAUAAUGGGCAACAGGUGUGUGACAAUAGACAACAGGUGCAACAUAGAAACAUAGAACAUAGAUCGGCAGCAGCUAGUAUUCUGGUGAUGACGAACGCAGAAGCCUGCCCGAGCAAGGAGGAGGGGCAGCCUCGGCAGAAUCCGUGACACAACCUGAGAUUAUAUCUCCCAUUAGUUUUUACAGUCAUUAGGAGUAAGGUGGAAUAAUUGCACAUUGCUGUGAUGAUAAUGAUGAUUUGUUACUUUAGGUGUAAGAAUAGUUUUUAAUCAAACUACCAUAAUUUAAGCUGCCAUUUAUUAAUCUACCACACAGCAUCGCCUACUGCUGACAGUAUUCUCAUAGAUAAAGCAGUUUAUUGGCUUAUAUUAUGUCUUAUAGAUAGAAGCUUCUAGAAUAACUAGUUUUUUAAUGUAACUUUGUCUUGUUCUGCUCUAUCCUGUCUGUCCACUUCUGGGAUGUAUGUCCUCCUUUCCUGUCUGCCCUCUUGUCCUGUCUGUCCUGUCGGCCUGUCUUGUCUGCCCUGUCCUCCUGUCCCGUCUGUCCUCUUCUGUUCUCCUGUCCUGUUUGUCUGCCCGUUUGUCCUGUCCUCUAUGUCCCCCUGUUCUGUCCUAUCUGUCCUCAUUUUGUUCUGUCUGACCUCCUCUGCCUUGUUCUGUCUGUCCCUUUCCCCCAGUGGCUGUGGUGUCUGCCCCUGCUGGCAUCACUCAGGCUGUCAUACGCUCUCUGUCCUCCGCCAUCGUAGAGCCAGACGAACAAGGUGGGUCCUGAGAUCCACCACAUUUUCUCCAUCACAUUUGACUUAUAAAGCCCUUUUUACAUCAAGUGUUCACAAAGUGCCUCACAGUAACUUAACCUAGACCCCAAAAAACAAGCGGAAUCACAGUGGCAAGGAAAACCUCCAUAGAAAGAAAGAAACCUGAAGAGGAAGCACCCUCACACCUUACAUUACACUUCAACAAUACUGAAAUGAAAAGAGACAGUUUAACACUCAACCCUUGACCUGGAAUGUUCCCUGUUCCUCAAGUCAAACUCCUGAGAGAAAGAUGCAUGUUAUUAUAUUUUGAUGAACCUUGACAUCCUCAGCAUGGAGAACAAGGCCAGCAGCCUUGUGGAUGUUCUGUGUUCUCUCUAAGUCCAUCAUGGCCACAUCAGAGAAUGGUUGGAUGAACAAAUGAUGCACAGUGACAUUUUGUUGUUCCUUUCUCUUAUUCAGUCCCUUUAUUGAAACAAAAUGCUAUGUAGAAUGUAUACCUGCAUUGAAAGAUUGGUAACCUUGAUUAUUUCUCAAAUCAUUGCACCACAAAUAAUGAUUCUGUUCUUGCAGGCAAAAGAACAUUGGAUAGCAAUCAAGGUUUUUAAGAGCUAAAUAGCUACUUUGUCUAGAUACUUAGCUACUGUAAUGCCCCUGUAUAAUUAUGUGAAACGCAAAGCCUGCUGUUGCAUUUAUGUACAGCCUGUACAGUAUGUUCAUGUAAGAAACAACAGGUUUUGUUUUCCCAUUGUUUUUAUUCUGAAGGCAUGUUGCACUGCCACUUAUACAGUGGGGGAAAAAAGUAUAUAGUCAGCCACCAAUUGUGCAAGUUCUCCCACUUAAAAAGAUGAGAGAGGCCUGUAAUUUUCGUCAUAGGUACACGUCAACUAUGACAGACAAAAUGAGAAAAAAAAAUCCAGAAAAUCACAUUGUAAGAUUUUUAAUGAAUUUAUUUGCAAAUUAUGGUGGAAAAUAAGUAUUUGGUCAAUAACAAAAGUUUCUCAAUACUUUGUUAUAUACCCUUUGUUGGCAAUGACACAGGUCAAAUGUUUUCUGUAAGUCUUCACAAGGUUUUCACACACUGUUGCUGGUAUUUUGGCCCAUUCCUCUAUGCAGAUCUCCUCUAGAGCAGUGAUGUUUUGGGGCUGUCGCUGGGCAACACGGACUUUCAACUCCCUCCAAAGAUUUUCUAUGGGGUUGAGAUCUGGAGACUGGCUAGGCCACUCCAGGACCUUGAAAUGCUUCUUACGAAGCCACUCCUUCGUUGCCCGGGCGGUGUGUUUGGGAUCAUUGUCAUGCUGAAAGACCCAGCCACGUUUCAUCUUCAAUGCCCUUGCUGAUGGAAGGAGGUUUUCACUCAAAAUCUCACAAUACAUGGCCCCAUUCAUUCUUUCCUUUACACGGAUCAGUCGUCCUGGUCCCUUUGCAGAAAAACAGCCCCAAAGCAUGAUGUUUCCACCCCCAUGCUUCACAGUAGGUAUGGUGUUCUUUGGAUGCAACUCAGCAUUCUUUGUCCUCCAAACACGACGAGUUGAGUUUUUACCAAAAAGUUCUAUUUUGGUUUCAUCUGACCAUAUGACAUUCUCCCAAUCCUCUUUUGGAUCAUCCAAAUGCACUCUAGCAAACUUCAGACGGGCCUGGACAUGUACUGGCUUAGGCAGGGGGACAUGUCUGGCACUGCAGGAUUUGAGUCCCUGGCGGCGUAGUGUGUUACUGAUGGUAGGCUUUGUUACUUUUGUCCCAGCUCUCUGCAGGUCAUUCACUAGGUACCCCCGUGUGGUUCUGGGAUUUUUGCUCACUGGUCUUGUGAUCAUUUUGACCCCACGGGGUGAGAUCUUGCGUGGAGCCCCAGAUCGAGGGAGAUUAUCAGUGGUCUUGUAUGUCUUCCAUUUCCUAAUAAUUGCACCCACAGUUGAUUUCUUCAAACCAAGCUGCUUACCUAUUGCAGAUUGUCUUCCCAGCCUGGUGCAGGUCUACAAUUCUGUUUCUGGUGUCCUUUGACAGCUCUUUGGUCUUGGCCAUAGUGGAGUUUGGAGUGUGACUGUUUGAGGUUGUGGACAGGUGUCUUUUAUACUGAUAACAAGUUCAAACAGGUGCCAUUAAUACAGGUAACGAGUGGAGGACAGAGGAGCCUCUUAAAGAAGAAGUUACAGGUCUGUGAGAGCCAGAAAUCUUGCUUGUUUGUAGGUGACCAAAUACUUAUUUUCCACCAUAAUUUGAAAAUAAAUUCAUAAAAAAUCCUACAAUGUGAUUUUCUGGAGAAAAAAAAUCUCAAUUUGUCUGUCAUAGCUGACGUGUACCUAUGAUGAAAAUUACAGGCCUCUCUCAUCUUUUUAAGUGGGAGAACUUGCACAAUUGGUGGCUGACUAAAUACUUUUUUUUCCCCACUGUAAGUUGACAUUCAAAAGUACUUAGCUAGCAGCCAGUCUCUCCUACUCAGAUCAAUAAGUAUUCCAUGUUGGAACCACUUAAGAUUGCCCUCCUUCUGCUCCAUAUUCAUCUUAUGUAUCUCUAGUUGGUACUGUAAGCACAGUCACAACAUCACAGAGAGAUAAUAUAUCACACCAAAAAAAGUGCAUUUGUAACACAGAAAUCAAUGCUCAGAAUAAUUUGUGUCGUCAAGCUUAGAACAACUGAAAACCCAGAGCCUUAUAUUUGGAGAGUUGCAACAACUAUUUGAACCUUCAUGAAUUCAGUUGAUGGAACUCUGUCAACAUAAAGCUCUGUGUAAACCUGUGUUUCUUUUGUGACCCUGCAGGUGCGAUGUUCUCCUUCUCUGCGUCUGUGGAGACCACAUGUAUUAUGUUUGCAGCGGUGAUGUUUAAUGGCCUGUACCCUCUGACCCUGCCCACCAUCCCUGGCAUGCCCUUCAUCGUCAUGGCAGGCUUCACACUCAUCGUCUUCAUCUUAAUGCAGUAAGUCACCUGCCUGUUGUCUUUAUAUACAGUGCCUUGCAAAAGUAUUAAUCCCCCUUGGUGUUUUUCCUAUUUUGUUGCAUUACAACCUGUAAUUUAAAUUGAUUUUUAUUUGGAUUUCAUGUCAUGGACAUACACAAAAUAGUCCAAAUUGGUGAAGUGAAAUGAAAAAACAAACUUGUUUCAAAAAAAUAACGGAAAAGUGGUGCGUGCAUAUGUAUUCACCCCCUUUGCUAUGAAGCCCCUAAAUAAGAUCUGGUGAAACCAAUUACCUCCACUGUAUUCAGAAGUUACAUAAUUAGUUAAAUAGAGUCCACCUGUGUGCAAUCUAAGUGUCACAUGAUCUCAGUAUAUAUACAACUGUUCUGAAAGGCCCCAUAGUCUGCAACACCACUAAGCAAGGGGCACCAUGAAGACCAAGGAGCUCUCCAAAAAGGUCAUGGACAAAGUUGUGGAGAAGUACAGAUCAGGGUUGGGUUAUAAAAAAUAUCAGAAACUUUGAACAUCCCACGGAGCACCAUUAAAUCCAUUAUAAAAAAAUUGAAAGAAUAUGGCACCACAACAAACCUGCCAAGAGAGGGCCGCCCACCAAAACUCACGGACCAGGCAAUGAGGGCAUUAAGCAGAGAGGCAACAAAGAGACCAAAGAUAACCCUGAAGGAGCUGCAAAGCUCCACAGCGGAGAUUGGAGUAUCUGUCCAUAGGACCACUUUAAGCCAUACACUCCACAGAGCUGGGCUUUACGGAAGAGUGGCCAGAAAAAGCCAUUGCUUAAUGAAAAAAAUAAGCAAACACGUUUGGUGUUCGCCAAAAGGCAUGUGGGAGACUCCCCAAACAUAUGGAAGAAGGUACUCUGGUCAGAUUAGACUAAAAUUGAGCUUUUUGGCCAUCAAGGAAAAUGCUAUGUCUGGCGCAAACCCAACGCCUCUCAUCACCCCGAGAACACCAUCCCCACAGUGAAGCAUGGUGGUGGCAGCAUCACGACUGGUCUAACGACGAAAUCGUUUGAUGUGAUUACAACAGGUUUCCCGUUACGACGUCGACCACGAAGAUCCAUCUGCUAGCCCCGGCCGGCAAGCACACGCUAGCCGUGGCCUCUUGCUCGCCAGUGCUAUAGAAGCCCCCGAACUACCUCCGAACUCUCCUAUUGCUGUUCACCGGACCUUAUGAUAACUCAGCUAUACAGCUGAUGCCUGCUGGACUGUUCCUUUAUACGGUACCGCAUCCUGUUUAUGUUUAGCCUCAGCCCAAACUUUGUCGCCAUUACCAGCUGUUGUCUUAGCUCUCUCAAAUAACACCUGUGAUUGCUUUAUGCCUCUCUCCCAUUUCAGUAUGCCCUGCUUAUUUGGUUAUUUCUUAUUGUACUAUUUCACUGUAGCUCCCCCAGCCCAGCUCAACCUGCCAUAGAUAGCUCCUUUGUUCCACCCCCCAUACACGCGGAGACCGACUCAAUCGGUGCCUCCAGUGAUGCUAUCUCUUUCAUCGUUACCCAACGCUUAGGUUUAGCUCCAAUGUACUCAUAUCCUUCCAUAUCCUUUUCUGUACAUAAUGCCCUGAAUCUAUUCUACUACGCCCGGAAACCUGCCCCUUUUUUUCUCUGUACCCAACGCACUAGAAGACCAGUACUUAAAGCCUUUAGCCGUAUCCAUAUUCUACUCCUCUUCUGUUCCUCUGGUGAUGUAGAGGUUAACCCAGGCCCUGUAGCCCCCAGUAUCACUCCUACUCCCCAGGCAUUAUCAUUUGUUGACUUCUGUAACCGUAAAAGCAUUGGUUUCUUGCACGUUAACAUCCGAAGCCUCCUCCCUAAAUUUGAGUUAUUCACUGCGUUAGCACACUCCGCCAACCCUGAUGUUCCAGCAGUGUCUGAAUCCUGGCUUAGGAAGGCCACCAAAAAUUCAGAAAUGUCCAUCCCGAACUACAACAUUCUCCGUCUCGAUAGAACUGUCAAAGGGGGUGGGAUUGCAAUCUACUGUAGAGAUAGCCUGCAGAGCUCUAUCGUACUAUCCAGGUCUGUGCCCAAAUAGUUUGAGCUUCUACUUCUAAAAACUUGCUACAGACCCAUCUCAGCCCCGAGCUGUGCCCUGGACACCAUAUGUGAACUGAUUGCCCCCCAUCUAUCCUCAGAGUUCGUACUUCUUGGUGACCUAAACUGGGAUAUGCUUAACACCCCGGGCAACCUACAAUCUAAACUAGAUGCCCUCAAUCUCACACAAAUGAUCAACGAACCUACCAGGUACAACCCUAAAUCUGUAAACAUGGGCACCCUCAUAGAUAUCAUCCUGACAAAUUUACCCUCUAAAUACACCUCCGCUGUCUUCAACCAGGAUCUCAGCGAUCAGUGCCUCAUUGCCUGCGUCCGUAAUGGGUCCGCGGUCAAACGACCACCUCUCAUCACUGUCAAACACUCCCUAAAACACUUUAGCGAGCAGGCCUUUCUAAUUGACCUGGCCCGGGUAUCCUGGAUGAUAUUGACCUCAUUCCGUCAGUAGAGGAUGCCUGGUUGUUCUUUAAAAGUGCUUUCCUCUCAAUCUUAAAUAAGCAUGCCCCAUUCAAAAAAUUCAGAACUAAGAACAGAUAUAGCCCCUGGUUCUCCUCAGACUUGACUGCCCUUGACCAGCACAAAAACAUCCUGUGGCGUACUGCAUUAGCAUCGAACAGCCCCCGCGAUAUGCAACUUUUCAGGGAAGUCAGGAACCAAUAUACACAAUCAGUUAGGAAAGCAAAGGCUAGCUUUUUCAAACAGAAAUGUGCAUCCUGUAGCACUAACUCCAAAAAGUUUUGGGACACUGUAAAGUCCAUGGAAAAUAAGAGCACCUCCUCCCAACUGCCCACUGCACUGAGGCUAGAAAAAACACUCUCACCACCGAUAAAUCUACAAUAAUCGAGAAUUUCAACAAGCAUUUUGCUACGGCUGGCCAUGCUUUUCACCUGGCUACCACUACCCCGGCCACCAGCUCUGCACCCUCCGCUGCAACUUGCAGAGUUGAAAAAUCUGGACACCUACAAAUCAGCUGGGCUAGACAAUCUGGACCCUUUCUUUCUAAAAUUAGCCGCCGAAAUUGUCACAACCCCUAUUUCUAGCCUGUUCAACCUCUCUUUCGUAACGUCUGAGAUCCCCAGAGAUUGGAAAGCUGCCGCGGUCAUCCCCCUCUUCAAAGGGGGUGACACUCUAGAUCCAAACUGUUACAGACCUAUAUCCAUCCUGCCCUGCCUUUCGAAAGUAUUUGAAAGCCAACUUAACAAACAGAUCACCGACCAUUUCGAAUCCCACUGUACCUUCUCCGCUAUGCAAUCCGGUUUCCGAGCUGGUCAUGGGUGCACGUCAGCCACGCUCAAGGUCCUAAACGAUAUUAUAACCGCGAUCGAUAAAAGACAGUACUGCGCAGCCGUCUUCAUCGACCUGGCCAAGCCUUUCGAUUCUGUCAACCACCGCAUUCUUAUUGGCAGACUAAAUAGCCUUGGUUUCUCUAAUGACUGCCUCGCCUGGUUCACCAACUACUUCUCAGAUAGAGUUCAAUCAAAUCGGAGGGCCUGUUGUCUGGACCUCUGGCCGUCUCUAUGGGGGUGCCACAGGGUUCAAUUCUCGGGCCGACUCUAUUCUCAGUGUAUAUCAAUGAUGUUGCUCUUGCUGCUGGUGACGCUCAGAUCCACCUCUAUGCGGACGACACCAUUUUGUAUACAUCUGGCCCUUCAUUAGACACUGUGUUAACAAACCUCCAAACGAGCUUCAACGCCAUACAACACUCCUUCCGUAGCCUCCAACUGCUCUUAAACACUAGUAAAACUAAAUGCAUGCUCUUCAACCGAACGCUGCUUGCACCCGCCCACUCGACUAGAAUCACUACUCUCGGCGGGUCUGACCUAGAGUAUGUGGACAACUACAAAUACCUAGGUGUCUGUUAGACUGUAAACUCUCCUUCCAGACUCACAUUAAGCAUCUCCAGUCAAAAGUUAGAUCUAGAAUCGGCUUCCUAUUUCGCAACAAAGCCUCCUUCACUCAUGCUGCCAAACAUGCCCUCGUAAAACUGACUAUCAUACCGAUCCUUGACUUCGGCGAUUGUCAUUUACAAAAUAGCCUCCAACACUCUACUCAGCAAAUUGGAUGUAGUCUAUCACAGUGCCAUCCAUUUUGUCACCAAAGCCCCAUAUACUACCCACCAUUGUGACCUGUACGCUCUUGUUGGCUGGCCCUCACUACAUAUUUGUCGCCAAACCCACUGGCUCCAGGUCAUCUAUAAAUCACUGCUAGGCAAAUCCCCAUCUUACCUUAGCUGACUGGUCACCAUAGCAACACCCACCCGUAGUCUGUGCUCCAGCAGGUAUAUCUCACUGGUCAUCCCCAAAGCCAACACCUCCUUUGGCCGCCAUUCCUUCCAGUUCUCUGCUGCCAAUGACUGGAACGAACUGCAAAAAUCUCUGAAGCUGGAGACUCUUAUCUCCCUCACUAACUUUAAGCGUCAGUUGUCAGAGCAGCUUACCGAUCACUGCACCUGUACACAGCCAUUCUGAAAUUAGCCCACCCAACUACCUCAUCCCCAUAUUGUUAUUUAUUUUGCUAAUUUGCACCACAGUAUCUCUAUUUGCACAUCAUCUUUUGCACAUCUAUCAUUCCAGAGUUAAUACGAAAUUGUAACUAUUUUGCACUAUGGCCUAUUUAUUGCCUUACCUCCAUAACUUACUACAUUCGCACACACUGUAUAUAUAUUUUCUCUUUGUAUUUUUGACUUUGUUUUGUUUACCCCAUAUCUAACUCUGUGUUGUUUUUAUCGCACUGCUUUGCUUUAUCUUGGCCAGGUCGCAGUUAUAAUUGAGAACUUGUUCUCAACUGGCUUACCUGGUUAAAUAAAGGUGAAAUAAAAUAAAUACAUUAAAAAUAAAAAUGCUGUGGGGAUGUUUUUCAUCGGCAGGGACUGGGAAACUGGUCAGAAUUGAAGGAAUGAUGGAUGGCACUAAAUACAGGGAAAUUCUUGAGGGAAACCUGUUUCAGUCUUCCAGAGAUUUGAGACUGGGACAGAGGUUCACCUUCCAGCAGGACAAUGACCCUAAGCAUACUGCUAAAGCAACACUCGAGUGGUUUAAGGGGAAACAUUUAAAUGUCUUGGAAUGGCCUAGUCAAAGCCCAGACCUCAAUCCAAUUGAGAAUCUGUGGUAUGACUUAAAGAUUGCUGUACACCAUUGGAACCCAUCCAACUUGAAGGAGCUGGAGCAGUUUUGCCUUGAAGAAUGGGCAAUAAUCCCAGUGGCUAGAUGUGCCAAGCUUAUAGAGACAAACCCCAGACUUGCAGCUGUAAUUGCUGCAAAAGGUGGCUCUACAAAGUAUUGACUUUGGGGUGGUGAAUAGUUAUGCACGCUCAAGUUUUCUGUUUUUAUUAUUUCUUGUUUUUUUCAAGAAUAGCUGAGUUUUCAAAAAAUCUUCAAAGUGGUAGGCGUGUUGUGUAAAUCAAAUGAUACAAACCCCCAAAAAAUCCAUUUUAAUUCCAGGUUGUAAGGCAACAAAAUAGGAAAAAUGCCAACGGGGGUGAAUACUUUCGCAAGCCACUGUAACUUAUUGAUAGCCAUUUAACAAAAAAAUAUUACAAUAAAUCCUGGACUUCCUGACGGGCUGCCCCCAGGUGGUAAGGGUAGGUAACAACACAUCUGCCACACUGAUCCUCAACACGGGGGGCCCUCAGGGGUGCGUGCUCAGUCCCCUCCUGUACUCCCUGUUCACCCAUGACUGCAUGGCCAGGCACGACUCCAACACCAUCAUUAAGUUUGCCGAUGACACAACAGUGGUAGGCCUGAUCACCGACAACUAUGAGACAGCCUAUAGGGAGGAGGUCAGAGACCUGGCCGUGUGACUACAGGGAAAAAAAGAGGACUGAGCACACCCCUAUUCUCAUUGACGGGGCUGUAGUGGAACAGGUUGAGAGCUUCAAGUUCCUUGGUGUCCACAUCACCAACGAACUAUCAUGGCCCAAACACACCAAGACAGUCGUGAAGAGGGCACGACAAAGCCUAUUCCCCCUCAGGAGACAAGAUUUGGCAUGGGUCCUCAGAUCCUCAAAAAAUUAUACAGCUGCACCAUCUAGAGUAUCCUGACUGGUUGCAUCACUGCCUGGUAUGGCAACUGCUCGGCCUCUGACCGCAAGGCACUACAGAGGGUAGUGCGUACGGCCCAGUACAUCACUGAGGCCAAGCUUCCUGCCAUCCAGGACCUCUAUACCAGGCGGUGUCAGAGGAAUGCCCUCAAAAUUGUCAGACUCCAGCCACCCUAGUCAUAGACUGUUCUCUCUGCUACCACACGGCAAGCGGUCCAAAAUACUUCUCAACAGCUUCUACCCCCAAGCCAUAAGACUCCUGAACAGCUAAUCAUGGCUACCCAGACUAUUUGCACUGCCCCCCCACCUCCACCCCAUAUUUUUACGCUGCUGCUACUCUGUUAAUUAUUUAUGCAUAGUCACUUUAACUCUACCCACAUGUACAUAUUACCUCAACUAGCCGGUGCCCCUGCACAUUGACUCUGCACCGGUAACCCCCUGUAUAUAUAUAGCCUCCCUACUGUUAUUUUAUUUUACUUCUGCUCUUUUUUUCUCAACACUUUUUUGUUGUUGUUUUUAUUUUACUUUUUUAUAAAAAAAUAAAUGCAUUGUUGGUUAAGGGCUGUAAGUAAGCAUUUCACUGUAAUGUCUACACCUAUUGUAUUCGGCGCAUGUGGUCAAUACAAUUUGAUUUGAUUUGAAAUACCAUGGUUUAACAAUAAGAAUUAUUCUGACACACACAGCAAACUUCUUUAGUCAUCAGAAAGUGUCAGUCUUUGACACGUGAUGAUUCAAAAGUCUUGACAUGGACAUGCAGUAUAUGAGAAGAAUAAAGAUCGAUAAGGAGUCAUAUGUACAGAUGUAAUAUCUUAAUUUAUUCACCCUGCUGCAGGAAAUGUAAAACUUGUAGUGUAUUUGAGGUUUAAAAAGGCUUUAGAAGUUUGUAAUUUCCACUUAGACAUUUCAGACUUGAUUUUCCCUCACGAAAAAAUGUAUCAAACCCUAAACAAAUGCCCAUGAAUUAUAAUGCACAUAAUAAUCCACAUUUCCCGUUGCUGCAGGAUUAUUUUCCUGCUGUAGCAAAUUGGCUCAAAUUAAGAUCCUACAUCUGUAUGUACGAAGUGAAAAAUGCAGGUUUAGCUGCAGUCACUUUGGUUGAAUGGGACAUAAAGGCAAUUAACAUUUCAAAAUGUUUCUCAAAAUUGUAUUAUUAUUCCAAAUGAAAGUAUUUUCAAAAGGGCAAUAAGGAAUUAAAGUUACAUUUACUAACAUAACAUUUUGAAGUUUUAUUGUCAAUUUGGUCUUUUAACUUUUUUUCAGACACGUAAG